This is a messenger RNA of Symbiodinium sp. CCMP2456, 185 nucleotides long. The record is from the annotation of a GenBank genome assembly. NCBI's taxonomy places the organism in Eukaryota, Dinophyceae, Suessiales, Symbiodiniaceae.
GCACACCAGGGCCAUUUCUAUCACCAGAGUCGUCGUCGUGUUCGUUGUGCAGCUGCACGAGCGAUGUUUCGACGUACCACGCUCCUCCCGAAACCUGUCUGCCCGACCAGUGCACUUGUGCUCGUGCGGAGCUUCCCAGCUGCUUCAAAGGUACGCCCUUGAGCGAUGCAGAUUUCCAUCCUGCU